UGUUUCCCACGGCUUCAAGGCACUUUGUCUUUGUGGCGUUGCAUUCUGGGAUAGGUUCUUGCGUUUCUGAGCCAAUCCCUAAGGACUUGAGCUAAACUUCCCAGCAAGCAGAGCGCUCGCACGGGACUCUGGCAAGGAUGGCGGGCCGUGAGAGUCCGCCGCCGGCUGCCCCGCCAACGGCUCCAAUUUCCUUCGGGUUCACUCGCACGUCUGUCCGGAGGCGACUGGUAGACCUCGGAGACGGCGAAGGACAGGCCCCAGAAAAGAAAGAUUUCUUGGCGACCGUGGAAGGGAGGGAGCUGCAGAGUGUGAACCCUCCAGAAGUCCCCAAGGAACUGGUUAUCCCAUUGAUCCAGAAUGGCUCUCGUAGGCAACCUCUGUCCAAGAACUCUAAACCAUCCUCAGAAACUAGCACUGUGUUGACGUCAGACAGUGUGUUGUCCCUGGCUGUGAAGGAACUCAUUGAGGAAUCCAAGAAGUCUCUGGAGGAGAGGGAGAAUGCAGGUGUUGACCCCACGCUCACUAUCCCCAUGAUCCAGAAAGGAUGUCCUCCCAGUGGGGAAGGAACAGACAGCGAACCUCAGGCUGAGACAGUGCCAGAGGAGGCCAACUAUGAGGCAGUCCCUGUGGAGGCCUAUGGGCUCGCCAUGUUGCGGGGCAUGGGAUGGAAACCCGGCAAGGGCAUCGGCAGUACUUUCAGUCAGGUAGUGAAGCCCAGAGUGAACUCUGUAAGACCAAAGUGUUUGGGGCUGGGUGCCAGCCUGGUGGAGGCUCAGACCUUGGCCUCUACUGCCUCUCACCACACAAGACCGGAUGGGGAUCGCGAGAAGGAUAAGGAAGGCCAACCUCAGGGGCUGGUGCAUGGAGGAGCUGUGGUUGUCCUUUCUGGCUGCUACCGGGGCCUCUAUGGGAAGGUAGAAGGCCUUGAUCCUGACAACGUACGGGCCAUGGUUCGGUUGGCAGCAAGGAACCACAUUGUGAAUGUUAGUGAGUAUUGCCUGCGGCCUGUUUCCCAGCAGGAGUUUGAUAGCCACACCUCGAAGCCAGGCCACGUGAGCAAAACUUCCACAGAGGCGCAGAACAGAGCAACCGGAACAGCUUCGUCAUUGCAGGCCUUACAAAAUCAGGAAGACUCAAAGAGGAGGCACAAGGAUUCAGAGAAGAAGCGGAAACACUCUCCCAACCGACACGAUGGACCUGUACCCAAGAUUGAGAAAGCAGCCCCUGGAAACAAGCACUGGUUGCACAGGGACCUGCGUGUACGGUUCAUUGACAAAGUAUACAAGGGUGGCCGCUAUUAUAACACCAAGAUGACAAUUGAAGAUGUCCUGAGCCCAGACACUUGUGUGUGUCGGACGGAUGAAGGCCGAGUUCUGGAAGCUGUGAGAGAAGACAUGCUGGAGACCCUGAUUCCCAAGGGAGAAGGCCACCGUGUGAUGGUGGUGCUGGGACCACAUGCUGGAAAGGUGGGGCUUCUUCUGAGCUGGGACAUAGCACAGAGUCGCGCUUUGGUCCAGCUUGGGAGAGAGAAUCGGGUGGUGGAGCUCCACUACGAUGCCAUCUGCCAGUACAUGGGCCCGGGAGACUCAGAUGAAGACUGACACAUGGACCAUCACUCAGGCUGUCACUCCUUUUGUGCAAUCUACAACAGAUGCCAGGGAGAAGAUGGGAGAUAAUUGUUCUGUCCUCCUUUGAGAUGCAGGGAUGGGGGCGUGACUAGAUAGAGCAGACUAUUUGCCAAAAUUUAGAGUGUAAUAAAAACCAUUUUAAAUCGUGGAAGGGUGAAAUCAAAACCAGUAUGUAAACAGUAAAUUUGGGUGGUAACUGAGAUAACCAAAGUGGAAACACUUCAUUUCUUAGCCUCAUUUCCCUGCUGAGGGUGCAGGACAAGUUAAAUUACCCAUUCAAUACAUAGCUCGCCGGGCGGUGGUGGCGCACGCCUGUAAUCCCAGCACUCUGGGAGGCAGAGGCAGGCGGAUCUCUGAUGAGUUCGAGGCCAGCCUGGUCUACAGAGUGAGUUCCAGGACAGCCAGGGCUAUGCAGAGAAACCCUGUCUCGAAAAAAAAAAAUACAUAGCUCACCCUUGGAACAUAAAAACUAUGAAGUCUGUCCCCAGACAAACACUAUAAAGUCUGCACUGCUGCAUCUCAACUUCUGAGUUUGGAUUUUGAAUGGCCUUUAAAGGCCCGUAUUUUUUUUAAAGGUUUACUGUAUUUUGUUGUUGUUGUUUUGUGUGUGUAUGAUUAUGAAUACAAAUGCUUCCAGAGAGAGAGAGAGAGAGAGAAUGAAUGAAUGAAUAUGUCAUUGGGAAUACAAAUGCUCGCAGGCUGUGAGUGUUGAGCCGCCCUGGAGUUGAAGUUACAGACUGGCAGGCUGCUCUGUGUGGGUGCUAGGGAGCAAGCUUGGGGCCUCUGGAAGCGCAGGAAGCACUCUUACGCACUGAGCACCUCUCCAGCUCACAUGCCCAUGUGCUAAAGGAGUCUUGCUCAGGAUGGGGCUGCUAGCACUUAUUUUGACCUUUGAAAGAUAAAGGCAGCCGGGCUGUGGUGGCACACACCUGUAAUUCCAGCACUUGGAAAGCAGAAGCAGGCGGAUUUCUGAGUUCCAGGCCAGCCUGGUCUACAGUUUACAUACUGUCUUCCAGGACAGCCCUAAUUACAUAGAGAAACUGUGUCUCGAAAAACCAAAAGAAAACAGAUUACUUAGGUCAUGACUGAGAACCUCCAAAACUGAUCCAAAUGAGACCUUUCCUCCUUAGAAUUUAAUUAUGGCUAGUAGUGUGUCAGAGGAAGGGAAACUAACUGCUGUUCCCAUUAGCAACUCUAGUUGGGACGUCUGUUUCGUCCUUGAUCCAGGGAAGACCUCCAGGAAUGUCCCUGAGCUGAUGAUGCACUAAAGAGAAAGAGGGACUUCUACCCACGAAUAGGAUGGGUUAGUUCCAAUUUCCAAAAAAGCUAGUCACUUUAGGCCCAGAACUUUGUGUAGGUUAAAAGGUAUUUCUGACUCAUGCAGUUUCUCUGCUUUUGCCAUACGUGAUUAUAUUCUUUUAUUUUUAUUUUUAAAAAAAAGGUUAUUGUUGAGAAUCCUGAACCUUUUUUCUGCUUAAUGGUUGGAGAAGAAAAGUCAGAGCCUUAGACACAAUUGUUCCUAAAUCAUCCCUUAUAUAUAUAUGGUAUUUAACUUAGAUCUGGGCCACCGGUAAAAAUACCUAACUUGUCCACCCGUGGCACACACUGAAAAGAAUCAAAACAUCCCAGAACUGAAUGAUUGUGGUAAAUGCGGCUAGAACUGGGGCUAUCAGGAAAUGUGCUAGGUGUAGCAGCACACACCUUUGAUCCUAGCACUCAGGAGACAAAAGUAGGCAGAUCUCCAUGAGUGCGAAGCCAGCCUGCUGUACACAACAGGCCCAGGCCAGCCAGAACUCUUUAAGAGCCUGUCUCAAAAAAGAAGUCAGGCUAGUGCGGCUUUCCCCUUCCUAUUGUCCCUUUUAGGUCUCUCUUAUCUAAGACUUUGAUACUUAAUCAAAUAAGAUAGGGGAGAGUGGACAUCUGUUCCUGAUUUCAGAGGAAGUGUUCAGUGUAUCUAUAUUUAAUAUAAUGUUGGCUAUAGAUUUAUUGUGUGUAGCCAUUAUUAUUUUGACAUAUUUCCAUGUAUUUCUAUAGUCUCCAGAGCGUUUAUCACAAAAACAUGUUGAACUUUGUCAAAUGCGUUUUCAGCAUUUACUGAAAUGAUUCCUGUUUUUCUGUCCUCAAGUUUGUUUGUAUGCUGUAUACCGUUGGCUGAUUUAUUUAUGUUUGCCUUUGGGGACUGAAGCCCACUUGGGCAUAAUGUGUUCUUCUCCAUGGGUUCCUGGAGUCACUUUGUAAGCAUUUUCUUAGGAUUUUUUAACAUAACAUUUUUAUUGACUCCCUGAUGAGAAUUUCACAUCAUACACCCUCAUCACACUUCCCAGUCCUUCCUUGUCUGUCCCCUACCCGACUUUGUGACCUCCCUGUGAAAACAAGUUAAAAUAAAAAUAAUAAAUAAAAAUUAGAAAAUAAAACUAA
Apodemus sylvaticus (European woodmouse) is the source of this 4046-nucleotide messenger RNA. RefSeq names its product G-patch domain and KOW motifs (gene Gpkow). The transcript is spliced from 11 exons. Gene Ontology annotation, cellular component: spliceosomal complex. The record is from RefSeq and is a predicted model, not a curated record. Bases 138 to 1601 code for a protein of 487 amino acids. NCBI's taxonomy places the organism in Eukaryota, Metazoa, Chordata, Mammalia, Rodentia, Muridae. Gene Ontology annotation, biological process: mRNA splicing, via spliceosome. Gene Ontology annotation, molecular function: nucleic acid binding.